CUGCAGCAGCAGCAGCAGCUCAGUCAGUACUCCCAGCAGCAGCAGAGCGCAGCGCCACGCUGACCGUCCGACGCAAACAGGAUCUCUGCGCGCUUUUACUGGAUCCGUGGAAACGAUCUGAAUGAAUGAAUUGAACAAAGAAGGAGUCUGCACAGCCGAGGUGAGGACGAGGAUGCGAUCUCCUUCUUUGCCAUCUGUCCAUCAAUGGACUGAGUGCUUCGGUGCUGGCCACCCUUAGGUCAACUCAACCGGGACGAGCGCCAAACAUUAAAAGUCUUGACCCGGUGUCCCCUGGACGGCCUGCGCUAAACAAAUAUUUGAGGCCGUUAUAUCUAAUUUCUCCAGGCGGCCACCUCGAAAAAAGAUCAACGGCGAAGGGUGCUGUCGGGAGACGGAGAGGAGCGAAGAAAACGUGGGGGAGGAMGCAGUAACCCUUUCAAAGUGCAUCCUGCCUGCUAUUUCUGCUGCUCUGUGGGCAGAGAGCAUCUUAUUUGGGAGAGCUGUUGGUCGACACAAAAAAAGGACUUCCCUGUUCACUGCCUGUUUAAAUACCGGAGAAGAUAUCAAUUUGUCUGAGCCCAACAAAGAGGCUGUAAGCUAUCUAUAGAAAACAUCGCAACAAACUUCAACUUUGUGGUCCCGUCAACUGCCACUUCUCCAUUACCCCUCAAAAAGAUUCAAGAGCUGUGAGAACAGGAAUGAAAGCUGAUUUCUACUCUUAGAAACGACUCCAAAGCCCACAGCAGCUCUCUGUKGGAGACCGGAAGCCGUAACUUAGCUUAGAGCUCGGAGUUUUGAUGCCUUUCCCAGCUCAGUGAAGUAACAUGAAACCCCUUUCGCCGAUUGGGUCCCCCUCACCUUUGAGGCUCCUCAACAAGGGUCCAGAAUACCUGCGCAGGCAAAUAGACGGAGGAGGUCACGGCCGCUCUGUCAGYGCUGUGGAGAGGCUGGAGGCGGAUAAAGCCAAGUAUGUGAAGAGUCAGCAGGUGAUCAACACCAAGCAAGAGCCCGCGCUGGUGCCCUGCRCCACACCGCCACCGCAGCAACGACGGGCCAUUUCCGUCCCGGGGAGCCUCACUCCUCGUCUUCCCCCGCGCCGCUCAUCCAACACCCCCUUCUCCACGCUCUCCGGCUCCUUCACCUCCAAGGAUGAAAACGAAAACGACGACGCAAGGAAGGAGAACAGACAGACGUUGGUCGACGUUGAGGCUCAUAACAGGAGCAACGUGAACAAUGUGACGACUCCAGUCCCCCGGACUCCUCGGGUUAACGGUCUGGUAGCGCCCCACAGCGCCCCUGUUCUCAGAAGGAGUACGGGAAAACGUAUGCUGAGGCCGGACUCCCUCGUCAUCUACAGGCAAAAGAAAGAGUGCAAAACCCCCAACGGUGCGACCGUGGGAGAAAACAACAACAUGGAGGUAAAGGGCUACAGUUUUGUUCGCCGGCUCUUCCAGGGAUCCAUGAGGGAGAAGGGGAGCGGCGGUGAGAGCCGAAUCCAGAAGAUGGUGAUCGGGGAGGAGAAGGGACCGUUACGGGAUGGGGACUCGCGAAUGUCUUGGACCAACGACAAGGAUGCAGCGGAUGGGGGACCAAUGAGCAGGAGGUCUAGUAAAACCGAACAAGAACGAAGCCCAGAGUCUAACCAAAGCACGGGGUUAGGCUGCACUGACAACGGUUUUACAAAUGGCUCCAGAGACAAAGUAAACACUGGUAUCACCAACGUCAACAACGAUGACCCGUGGAAGCGAGCGUCCCCGCCACCCAGGAGGAGACAGUUUGGGGAGCUGCAGCGCUCCAAGUCAGACUUGCAGCUSCGCUCCUCGGUGGCUUUGUCAGAGCAGGAGCAUUUCUUCGACUUCUGUGGGCUGGACGUGGACAUGAUAGAACGUCUGGGGCGGGAGAACUUCCUCUCUGGUGCCAGUUCCAUCGACACGCUCUCCCUGGCGCUCCGCAGCGUGGGUGGAGACRGUUGCGGUGGGUCAGAGCCCAGUGAGUUCUCCCGGCACUCGGGAGACGGACUGUUCCAGGACGAGCUGGCCGAGCAGCUCCCCACCGGUGUGUCGAUCAUCGAGAGAAACGCUCGUGUCAUCAAGUGGCUUUACGGGUGCAAAAAAUCUGCUCAGGAGGGACCAAAAGAGUCAACUGUUUAGUUCUGGGGUGCAGAUUUAUGUGCCAUGGAGUGCUGUGCUGUGUCUGCUGAGGUCUUUUUAAACAUAAACCCACGGAUAAGUGCAUGUUUAUCAGGAGAUUAGAGGCUGUUCUGUGAAACCAACAAAUGUUUCUGGGUUUUAAAUGAUACAAUUUAAAUGUGCUGCAAAAGUUUCACACAUCAAGCGACCAAAUUCUAAUAGAAUUUUGCUAUUUUUCUUAGUAGUAAUAAGAAAUUUGCAUUAGGUUUUCAAUAUUUUACUGUAAUUCAUAAUAUUGGACAUCACUGUUAAAUUKACAUCUUUUGCAUGAUAAUGAACAAAAUGGAGUGGUUAUCAACAUAAAACAUCUCUCUUAUUGAUACAGUCAGUGUUGAACAGACUGAAGAUAAAAUAAAAAGUCAUAAACUGA
This is a messenger RNA of Austrofundulus limnaeus, 2559 nucleotides long. It is a transcript of the gene fam110d, whose product is annotated as family with sequence similarity 110 member D. NCBI's taxonomy places the organism in Eukaryota, Metazoa, Chordata, Actinopteri, Cyprinodontiformes, Rivulidae. The record is from RefSeq and is a predicted model, not a curated record. Bases 825 to 2150 code for a protein of 441 amino acids. The transcript has 2 exons.